CACCGACCGCGCCUCCCGCCGCGCCCCGCGCGCCCACCCCCUCGCCGACGCCUCUCGGGGGGAUCCCUUUUUACCUUUCCCCCCUCAUUUUAAAUCUUCACCCCGUUUCCCCUCCCCGCCCGCCACUUCCGGCCGGUUUCCGGGCUGUUUCCGGGUGAGCGGCUCGUUUUUUGCGGGCGGCGGUUUGUUUCUUUUUUUUCGGGGGGGGGGGCGGUCGGUGAGAGAUGCUGGAGGUGGCGGCGGUGGCGGCGGUGCCGGCGGGGGCCGCCCCGGGCGGUUCGGAGGAGCGCGGGAGCCGCUUCAGCGUCCUGACGUGGGAGCAGGUGCAGCGGCUGGACCAGAUCCUGGGGGAGGCUGUGCCCAUCCACGGCCGGGGCAACUUCCCCACGCUGUCCGUGCGGCCCCGCACCAUCGUCCAGGUUGUCCGUAGUCGCCUGGAGAAGAAAGGAAUCACAGUCCAUAAUGUCAGGUUGAAUGGCUCAGCAGCCAGUCACGUUCUGCAUCAAGACAGUGGCUUGGGGUACAAAGACCUGGACCUCAUUUUCGGCGUGGACCUGAAGACAGAAGAUGUUUUCCAGCUCGUCAAAGACGUGGUCAUGGAUUGCCUGCUUGACUUCCUCCCCGAAGGCGUCAACAAGGACAAGAUCACCCCCAUGACUCUGAAGGAGGCCUACGUGCAGAAGCUGGUGAAGGUGUGCAACGAGACCGACCGCUGGAGCCUCAUCUCGCUCUCCAACAACAGCGGGAAGAACGUGGAGCUCAAAUUCGUGGACUCUCUCCGGCGGCAGUUCGAGUUCAGCGUGGACUCCUUCCAGAUCAUCCUGGACUCGCUCCUGCUGUUCGGGGAGUGCUCGGAGAACCCCAUGGCCGAGAACUUCCACCCCACGGUCACCGGGGAGAGCAUGUACGGGGACUUUGAGGAGGCCAUGGACCACCUGCGGAACAGGGUCAUCGCCACCAGGAACCCGGAGGAGAUCCGAGGUGGGGGGCUCCUGAAGUACUGCAACCUCCUGGUGAGGGGGUUUAAGCCCAAAUCAGAAGUGGAUAUGAAGGCACUACAGAGGUACAUGUGCUCCAGGUUUUUCAUAGACUUCUCUGACAUCGGUGAGCAGCUGAGGAAGCUGGAAUGUUACCUCCAGAGCCACUUUGUUGGGAUGGAGAGCAACAGAUAUGACUAUUUAAUGACCCUCCACAGGGUGGUCAAUGAGAGCACAGUCUGCCUCAUGGGACACGAGAGGAGGCAGACCCUGAACCUCAUUGCCAUGCUGGCUGUGAGGGUCCUGGCUGAGCAGAACAUCAUCCCCACCGUCACAAACGUUACCUGCUACUACCAGCCAGCCCCUUAUGUCAGUGAAAUAAACUUCAACUACUAUGUCACCCACGUGCAGCCCUUCCUGCCUUGCAAUCAGUCCUACCCAACGUGGCUUCCCUGUAACUGAGCCAGGACAAACGUCAGGGUCUGUCCUCCAAGGUAUUUCCUUGCCUUGGCGGGUCGGGAGGGUGGGAUGGGGGGAUUAAAAAAAAAAAACAAAAACAAAAAAUCACAAAAAAAACCAACCAACCUUCCUAGAACUGCAACAAAAGGAAACUUCCUGGACUCCUGCUUGAGUGUCUUGUUCCUUGAGGUUGUUGGAACAAGACCUGUCUGCUGUACACUGUGAUGGGAAGUGCAGUGUUAUGGAAAUGAGAUGACUCGGACGUUUAUGGGAAGACUCGCUUAUAGAAUUCUGGAAGGCAAUGGGGUGGGUGGGGUUGUGUGAGGGGAGACUGUAGAAUUACGCUAAGGUAGAGCUGCACUGCCCUGAAAUGGAUCUGAAUUGUGUUUUGUUUUGGUUUUUGUUUUUUUUUUUUUUUUUUUUUUAGUGCAGGAGGUGUUAUGGGUGUGCAAACUUGUGGUUUCUGCCAACAGAAGCCCGAGUGGCUAAUUCCUUUGAAGGACCAAAGAAUCCUGUUUAAGUGCCUGUAACAAUAUAAACACAACUGUACUGUAAACCUUUAUUAUUUUUGCAGGGGCUGAUGUCCCAAGAGCUUGAGUGGGGGUUGUCUGAAGAGGAAAAUGUUUCUGUUGUGGGGUGGGGAGGGUCGUAAGAUCAUUUCUAGUAACCUGGCUGAGGUUCCGUGUCGCUGAGGUUGUGUUUGUUGGUUUUUUUUUUUUGGCAUGACUUGCUGCCUGUGAAGGACCAGCUGGAGCAAAGAGCUGUCAAAGUGGGGCUGCAUAAACCAGGGAGGUAUUGGAAUGGCUACGUGUAAAUGCCUGAAACGGGGAACACUGGGGAAGGGAGGGAGUGCAUGGUGGAAAAUGCUGUGCAGAGCUUUCUGGAAAAAAAGGCAGCAGGGACCUGCAUAUGAAUUUCUUCAAGCUCCCAAGUCUGCAGUGCCAAAAUAUGGUCGUGUUCCUAAAUGAUGAGGCAGAUGAUCUGUCCAGGAGCCUGCCCCAGGCUGCUGGACCUAAUCCUGUAUUUUCUAGGGGAAUUUGAAAUGCUGCUCUUCCUAGGUUUUUUUAUUUUUUUUUUUUGGCAUGCAGUGUGAUUUUAAUGCACAAAGCCAGAGGCCAGCUGGGUUAUCAGGGAAGAUGAGGCUUGUCCUUUUGAAGCACAAACCACCCAGUUCACUAGUCAGUUAUUUCCAGCUGUUGCUGGAGCCCGUUUCCUCCGAGGAGAUGGGCAGAGUUCUUCCAGUCUGGAGAUCUCCCCUUGGGCAGGUCCCAUCUUCCAAAGCAGCCUGUUCCCAGCUAUGUGAUUCCAUCAGCAUUUGAAAUUCAUUCUCUAGCUAGAAAUGGAGCUUGGGGGGGUGGGGGUGAAGUUAGUUGGCCUUAGGAAAGGGGAAAAAAAAAAAAGUCUUCUAAACAGACCCUCUUGUGUUGUGAGGGUUUGGCUCUCUCAGUCCAACGUGGCUUUGAAGUUGUUGGGUGUCUGGAGCACAAAAGUUUUUCGUGGAGGUGCCUGGAUUGCUGUGCCCGUGGAGCAUCUCAGAUUUAACUAUGCACGGAGGGAGAGGCGGGCAGGCAGCAGGCAUUCCCUAGGGAUGCUGCUCCGGGAACACCACGGCUUCAGUGGUGCUUCCUCCGAGGCUGAGGUACUCGAAGUAUCUUUACUAACUUGGUUUUUUUGUUUUGUUUUGUUUUGGUAUUUUUUUUUUGUGACAAAACUGUAAUAGCUGGGCAGAUUGAACGCUCUUAAUAAAGACUAGAUCCUUGGAAUGUGCAUAGCCAGAUUGGUACCUUUUUUGGGGUAGGGGCGAUGUGGAGUUGGGAGUAAGGGGUGGGGGGGUGGCUCUUGCGCUUAACAUGAACUAACGCAGUUGAAACUGGUCCAGCUUUGCUCCCUCUCCAGACAGAGCUGAAGAAGUGUCACUAACAGUGUAGGUUUUUAGCUGCCUCCCUGCAGAACAGCUCUGCCCUCGUGGCCAAGGCUGUUGUGUCUGCUCUGCUGCAGCCCCAGAACUCCCCAGAGCCUCAGUGGUGGGAGCUUGAGAUUUUCCAGUGCAAGUUAAAACCGGUUUAAGGGCUGCCUGUGGGAGCAGAUGAUGCUUUUUUCUUUCAUUUUAAACUUCAGAUGAACAUAGAUGCCAUGUAGCAUGUUUUCUACAGGCUGCUCCUGCCCACAGACACGUAGAUGCACUGAAUUGAGAUUCCCUCCUUCCCUCUGAGAUGCCCAAAAAGAUUCCCUACAGCCAAAAGCUCGGCAGGGCGGCUUCCCAUUGAGAUUGCACUUUUGAUAUACGGAGUGUGUGUGGUGGGACUCUUGUGAAUGGGUUGAAUCUGACUUUUUCUAGACCUUGCAGUGAUACUGUGCUGCCUCCUGUGAGGGGGGGGCAAUUGGAAGAUUCCAGUAGCUUGAAUGGCACUUGAUAUUUUUUUUUUGUUUUGUUUUAAAUGUCUUUUUUUUUUUCCUACACCUGUAUCACUUGUCAUGCAAUGGGCUUGACAUAGACUCACUAGAUUCUUUAGAAUCUGUUACGAAUAAAUACAGUGUAUUCAAA
Neopelma chrysocephalum (saffron-crested tyrant-manakin) is the source of this 3981-nucleotide messenger RNA. It is a transcript of the gene TENT5B, whose product is annotated as terminal nucleotidyltransferase 5B. Lineage: Eukaryota; Metazoa; Chordata; Aves; Passeriformes; Pipridae. The coding region runs from base 225 to 1439 and encodes 404 amino acids. The transcript is spliced from 2 exons. Gene Ontology annotation, biological process: mRNA stabilization. The record is from RefSeq and is a predicted model, not a curated record. Gene Ontology annotation, molecular function: RNA binding; poly(A) RNA polymerase activity.